Molecule: messenger RNA, 6292 nt
Organism: Pelmatolapia mariae (spotted tilapia)
Lineage: Eukaryota; Metazoa; Chordata; Actinopteri; Cichliformes; Cichlidae
Gene: per1b
Product: period circadian clock 1b
Exons: 20
Coding region: 665-5005 (1446 amino acids)
Biological process (GO): circadian regulation of gene expression; entrainment of circadian clock by photoperiod; negative regulation of transcription by RNA polymerase II
Cellular component (GO): cytoplasm; nucleus
Molecular function (GO): transcription corepressor binding; transcription cis-regulatory region binding
Source: RefSeq, a predicted model, not a curated record
GUUGGGGGAAGAAUAAAAAAAAAUGUCUGGAGAUCCAGUACAGACCGCUAAGCGAAGGCUGUCGUUGCUACCUGGAUUUAUGCCGUCUCUUUCAAGAAUUUUGAGUUCCCCACCGUGGGAUAUUGAAGCAUUUGCGUUAUUGUUAUUUUGAAGCAUAUUUAAGGUGGCCUUUAGCGCCUAGAGCACCACAUCUCUAAAGAAGCGAGAAAACCAGACACUGAGUGAAAGGAAUGUUUUUUGCUCUCACCGAGAGCUGUUUUUCUCACUCUCCCUCACAAUCUCUCAUCCCAUCUGUUGGAGCACUUAUGCCAAGGCUGUUUCAUAACCACAAAUUCAUGUCUUGUCUGCAGCGCUUUGAGUGACACUUUUUUUUUUCCCCCGAGAUAAUUACUGUUCUGUUUGUUUAGAAAGGCAGCUUUGUAGCAGCCUGCACCUUUUUUUUUUCCUCCUGAAAAUUCUCAAAGAGGGGUCUACAGCCCCCCCCACACCCAGAAAAACAAACCAAACAAUGAUAUGGUCCCUGUUUGAUUUGUUAAACUAACAGCCAACAACUAUGAUUCACAUGUGCAUACAUAGUAGUCCCACUUAAAGCAAAGUUCAAUUUUUUUGUUUCGCCUUGGCUGACCCCCUCAAUCAAGCUGUACCAGCCUCAUCCUACUCUAGUAUGAGUUAUGACAACUCUAAAUCAAUGCCUAGCAGCAGCAAUCGGGGGCGAUUGGCAGGGGCCGAAGGGAAAGACCCGGAAGCGGAUUCACAGAGGUUAAAUGUGCACGAAAUCGGCAGCAGUGGUCAGUCUGGUGUCGAUGUUACACACAAGGACCAGGGGAGCGGAGAGGGAGGAGGUUCAUCCCCCAGCGACGGAUCUCGGUCUGGAGGUUCGUCCAGAGAUCAGAGGUGUCCGACUUCGGACGAUAUGGAUGGAAUCUCGAGCGGGAACGACUCCGGGGAGAGGGAGAGCGAGGGCAGGAUGGAGAGGCAGAGCAGGUCUCGCGGACAUCAGUCCGCACACAGCUCCCACAGCUCUUCAAAUGGCAAGGACUCUGGCAUGAUACUGGAGACUACAGAGAGCAACAAGAGCUCCAACUCCCAGAGCCUGUCACCUCCCAGCGGGUCCCUGGUCUACAGCCUGCCAUCGUCCAGCUCGGAGCACGACCCCCCCUCCACCUCCGGAUGCAGCAGUGACCAGUCAGCCAGGGUCCAGACGCAGAAGGAGCUCAUGAAGGCCAUCAAAGAGCUCAAGCUCCGACUGCCAGCUGAGCGCAAGGCCAAGGGCCACUUCAGCACUCUAAACGCACUCAAAUACGCUCUGCAGUGUGUCAAACAAGUCCGAGCUAACAAGGAGUACUAUCACCAGUGGAGUGUGGAGGAGUGUCACGGCUGCAGUCUGGACUUGUCCACCUUCACGAUUGAGGAGCUGGAUAAUAUCACCUCAGAGUACACCCUCAAAAACACUGACACGUUCUCCAUGGCAGUAUCAUUCUUGUCAGGGAAGGUUGUGUACAUAUCGCCCCAGGGCUCAUCCUUGCUGCGUUGUAAGCCCGAGUGUCUCCAAGGAAUGAUGUUCUCUGACCUUUUGGCUCCGCAAGAUGUCAGCACCUUCUACAGCAGCACGGCACCCUGCCGCCUGCCCCCGUGGGCCUCCUGCAUCGGCUCUGCGUCUCCUCCAGUCGACUGCACCCAGGAGAAGUCCAUGUUCUGUCGGCUCAGUGCUGGCCGGCCGCAGGGCGGCGAGAUGCGCUACUACCCAUUUCGCCUCACGCCCUACCAGCUCACCAUCAGAGACUCGGAUGCUGCUGAGCCACAGCCCUGCUGCCUGCUGAUCGCAGAGAGGGUCCACUCUGGAUAUGAAGCUCCUCGCAUCCCACCCGACAAGAGGAUCUUCACCACCAGUCACACUCCCAGCUGCCUCUUCCAGGAAGUUGAUGAAAGGGCAGUGCCACUGUUGGGUUACCUCCCUCAGGACUUGGUCGGGACACCCAUCCUGCUCUGCAUCCACCCUGAGGACAGGCCCAUUAUGGUGGCUAUACAUGAGAAGAUCUUUCAGUUUGCUGGGCAGCCGUUCGACUACUCGCCCCUGCGGAUGUGCGCCCGCAGCGGGGAGUACGUCACCAUGGACACCAGCUGGUCUUCCUUUGUUAACCCCUGGAGUAGAAAGGUGGCGUUCAUCGUGGGGCGGCACAAAGUCAGAACGAGCCCGCUGAAUGAAGACGUGUUCACCGCACCGCAGGACUGUGAGAAUCGGGUCACCACGCCCGACAUCGUCCACCUGAGCGAGCAGAUCCAUAGACUCCUGGUGCAGCCAGUGCACAGCAGCAGCUCUCAGGGCUACAGCUCUCUUGGGUCCAGCGGUUCACGGGGCUCUCACCGCUCCAACCAACAGCACCUCAGUGCUUCGGCCGCCUCGUCCAGCGACAGCAACAGUCCAGCUGUAGAUGAGGCCGCAGGCGCAUUCCACAAACCUAUGACGUUUCAGCAGAUUUGCAAAGACGUCCAUAUGGUGAAAACAAACGGGCAGCAGGUUUUCAUCGAGUCUCGUAACCGCCCACUGCCGAGGAAAAACACCAGCACAGACACAGUGGCCGUCAGAGCGAUCAACAGUGAUCCAGUCAGAAGUUUGAUAGCAGACAUGACAAACCCAUCCAAAAGUUUGGUCCCUGCACCGCUUGUACCCAAGGAACCAUCUACGAGCUACUCCUACCAGCAGAUCAACUGUCUGGACAGCAUCAUUAGGUACUUGGAGAGCUGCAACAUUCCCAAUACAGUCAAAAGGAAGUGUGGUUCCUCCUCCUGCACUGCCUCCUCAGCAUCUGAUGACGACAAACAGGAGCCCAACGGCAACAGCAAAGGUGGUUCAGUUAACCUCGUAGGUGAACCACCUCCUCUGCCUCCUCUGACCAUGGCCACAAAGGCAGAAAGUGUAGCCUCAGUUACGUCUCAGUGUAGCUUCAGCAGCACCAUCGUCCAUGUUGGAGACAAGAAGCCUCCCGAGUCAGACAUCGUCAUGGAGGAAGCUCCUACAACUCCCACACCGGCUGCACAGACUCCUCUCGACACCACCCCGACUCCUCCCGCAAGCAGCUUAGAGCUUCCCGCUAACAUCGCGCCUCCUCCGCCUCCUCCUCCGCCACCUCCUCCUCUCCCUCAAGCCAGCCAGCCUGAUAGGGACAGCCGGAGAAGUGGAAGUGUAGGAGGCGGAGCGGCGGGAGGUGGAGGUAGCAGGCUGGGUCUUACCAAGGAGGUGCUGUCCGCCCACACUCAGCAGGAGGAGCAGGCCUUCCUCGACCGCUUCAAGGACCUCAGCAAGCUGCGCGUUGUCGAUCAGACGGUAUCUUCAACUGUGCGCUGCCACGCCGCAGCUGUCAACCCCCUGUCACGAGGGGUGCGUUGUUCCCGUGACUACCCAGCUGCAGGAGGUAGCAGUGGUCACAGACGCGGCCGUGGCGGUAAGAGACUUAAGCACCAGGAGUCUUCUGACCAGCACAGCUCUCUGGGCCUGAGUGGGGGUCGUCAGGACCCCAGAAGCAGCACUGCUCCCAUGCCCCUCAACAUGCCUCUCGGCCCUCCAACAACCUCAUCCUCCUGGCCUUCUGUAGGCUCCCAGGCUAGCAUGCCACCCGCUGCUUUUCCCCCUGGUAUGCUUCCAAUGUACCCCGUCUACCCACCUCUUACGCAGCCAUUACCUGUCCCAGAUCCAUCACGUUUCCCCCCCACCCAGAUGGUUCCUCCCAUGAUGGCCUUCGUUCUGCCCAACUACAUGUUCCCGCAGAUGGGAGUGCCCAUGUGUCAGCCAGGCUCCACCCCUGGACCAUUUUACAAUCCCAACUUCGGCUACCCCGGGGCCCCUUCAGCUGCUGUCCCCACAGCCGCUGUCCCCACUACUGUUUCCAACCCCAUGCCCACGCCAGGCACAUGUGCCCCGUCUCGCAGCAGCACGCCACAGUCUUACACUCAGACGCCAGCUGAUCGCGAAGGCGCGGAGUCACCCCUCUUCCAAUCCCGAUGCUCCUCCCCUCUCAACUUGCUUCAGCUGGAAGAGUCGCCGAGCAACCGGUUAGAGGUCGCCACGGCACUAGCAGCAUCUCAGCAGGCAUCGCCUUCGGUCCAGGGCGGGGCAGCCAGGGGGCAAAGUUCCACCAAUCAGAGGAGCUCAGAUGACACCUCCAAGGAAAAUGAGAAUGGUGAAGCUAAUGAGUCCAACAACGAUGCCAUGUCCACCUCCAGUGACCUGCUGGACUUGCUGCUCCAAGAAGACUCGCGCUCAGGCACCGGAUCAGCUGCCUCUGGUUCAGGAUCUUCAGGAACAAGAUCCUCGGGUUCAGGCUCUGGUUCCAACGGCUGCAGCUCCUCUGGCACCAGCGGCACCAUCAGCAGCCAGGGCAGCCACACCAGCAAGUACUUCGGCAGCAUCGACUCGUCGGAGAAUGACCAUUCCCGCAAACAGCCAGCAGGGGGCAGCAGCAGUGCAGGAGGAGACGGUGGAGAGGAGCAGUUCAUCAAGUGUGUGCUGCAGGACCCCAUCUGGCUGCUUAUGGCCAACACAGACGACAAGGUCAUGAUGACCUAUCAGCUGCCUGUCAGGGACUUGGAGACGGUUCUGCGAGAGGAUCGUGAGUCCUUGAGGAACAUGCAGAAACACCAGCCACGCUUCACAGAGGAGCAGAAGAGGGAGCUGAGCCAGGUCCAUCCCUGGAUCCGCACCGGACGCCUGCCGCGAGCCAUCAACAUCUCCGGCUGUACCGGCUGCAAGUCUCCCCCCGCUGUGCCCCCUGCCGCCCCGUUCGACGUGGAGAUCCACGACAUGGAGCUGUGCAGCGUGCUCAAGACCGAGGAGGAGAACGCCAGUGAGACGAUGAAAAACCUCGCAGAGGCAGCUCACCCUGAGGACGAAGAGGAGGAGGAAGGAGUUGAAGAUAAAGGAACGGAAAAACAGGACAGCAGCCAAGACAUGGCGGCAGAGGAGGAGGGAGUGAGGUCAGACACUGUGGAAAGAAAAAGUGAGACUUAGCCACUGGAGUCUAACGGGACUCACCUCGCAGGUGGGCCAAAGUGAAAAGCACUAUCGCCCAUCAUGAGCUUCAUCAUGAGACAAUAUGCGCCAUCCAGGACUUCCUGUGCUCAAAGCAUCAUUACAGAGGCUGUAAUCCAAUGAGCUUGCGCUGGGAUGCUGAGGUGCAUACUGAUGAAGACAACUGCCGUUUAUUGUCGGACAGCAGGUCAGGCAGGACACGUUGAUUCUUUGAGUCUGAUUUCGAUGUCAGCGGUCCAGGCACCCACUGUAACUCAUAAGUAAAUGCCUUGGACACCACCGGACACGCACACUCAGUUUUAGAGAGUGAAUUAGUCCUGUUUUCUUUCUUUUUGUCUAUUUUUUUUUUUUUUAUUGUCUUUGUAGUUCAUGGUAUAUUUAUUUAAGUUGUAAAAUAAUCAGAGGAGACUAAGGUUAAUGUGUUGCAAAGAAAAAAGUGCGCCUUUACAUAAAGAUGGAUGUGCUUCACUCGUGUUUUCAUCUGUCCUGUUCAGAGUUCAGCCUGUGAAGAAAGAAGGGACUCUGACUUUUCUGAAUGUUUCUGGGAUCCUGUUCUGGUCUCAAUCCUGACUUCUUCUUCUUCUUCUUCUUCUUUUCUUCUUUUGUAUGAAUUGUGACCCCAAAUAAUUAAACUACUUUCACCUGAUAGAGAAAAUGUACAGUGAGAACCAAGUAAUUUUGUAAGCAUUGUGUAUAUUUUUAUACUUUGAUGCACUGCAGAUGGAGAACACCCAAAAGAGGGUGUGUACUGUAAAAAAACAACAAAAAAAUGUGUUUAAAAAGCUAUUUGUUAUACGAUAGAUCGCACUUUUUGGAAAUGGAGACAGUGUUUGUGACUCGGCGGUCGAGUUGCUUUACUUGUGGACGAGCGUGGCAAUCACCGGGAGUCGGACCCACACCUUUUAAAAGGCUUCUCAUCUGCCAGGCAUUCGUUUGAGCAGGACAACAGUGAACAAACACUACAGACAGCGUUUCCCAAAUUACCAACCCCAACUACGGAGCCUGCAGCGCUUCUGUGUUGCUCGUGGUGGUGAGAAGAUUUGGAAAAAGGUGGAUGUAACUCUUAAAAAGUCCUCCGAAGAGUUCGAAGAGUGUUUUACUAUCUUCUCUAUUCCACUCUGUCCCUUUUCUGUCUCUUCUCUGUGGCACUGUUCUGGUCAUGUGAUAUCCUUUGCUUCAUGGCGUCAGUGGUGUCUGCGACAGUUUAAUAUUUUUGAAGUUCUUUGUACAAAAAAAGACAAUAAAAUGACUUAAAAUGGGUUUAAA